AUGCUGCCGUACCUGUUCCCUGAGCUGUCCACCUUUGCUACAGUCGCCGAUCUUAUCACCCACCUUCGCACUAGUGAUGCCCGCCUGCGUGCCGCCCUUCCCACUGAGUUCUGCGCUAAGAAUCCCCCUCCACUGUACUGGACACUCCACUUCAUAGUCACCCGUCUCCCUGACACCCUCAGCUCAGUUCGAGACCACUUCCUUGCUCGCUGUCCCACUGAGCUCACAGUCGCCCUCCUAGAGGAGCAGCUGCUAGCGGCCGAAAAGAGCAUUGUAGCUGUCGGUGCUGCUCGUGGCGCUCCUCGCACCCCCAUCUUUGAGGGGUGUUCUCCCUCUCCCCUCGCUCCCUCCUACGCUACUGCUGCUGCUGUUGACUUCCUUGGUGCUGAGUCUGCUGGCGCUGCUUCUGCUCCUGGUGGGAGGCGCCGCACCGGCAAGGGCAAAGGGGGCAAGGGUGGCGGGGGUGGCGCUGGGGGGGGAGGAGGUGGGGGAGGUGGGGGGGGAGGCGGUGCUGGAGGGAGCGGUGGCGGGAGCGCUGGUGGGAGUGGGGUCGGCGGUGGAGGGAGCGGUGGCGGUGGUGGCGGCGGCGGCGGUGGCGGCGGCGGCGGCGGUGGCGGUGGCGGCGGUGGCGGUCGGAGCGGUGGUAGUGGUGGCGGCGGAGGUCGGAGUGGAGGCACUGGCUCGGGCCAGAGCUCCCACCAGCAGCAGCGUCCCCAGACGACCCAGCAGCUUCGUGAGUGGCUUGCUCAGCAUGGGACGUCGGGGGGCAGUGGCCGCUGUUCCUAUGUCAUUCGCACAGGUGACCGCAAGGGACAGACGUGUGGGAGGUUCCACACCCCGUACCGCUGCUUCUCCCGCCUUGACGACGCUUGGCGUGAGGAGAUGGGCGAGGAUGUUGAGCGCCCCCGCUGGGCUGAGCUCAUGAGGGCUGGUGUUGAUAUCUUUGCUCUUGACUAUGAUGCUAUUAUUGCUGCCAUGUAUGCAUUGACUGUUAGUGCCGAGGGAGACUGUUACUUGUGUGUGCCGCCUGACCCAGGUAUAGAGCCAGCUGCCCUGGGUACUAGUGAGUCUGCUCUCUCUGGUAUGGUGCCCCCUGUACUUGCUCCCUCCAGUGCUGUCCCCGCUGUUUGCGAGUCUGCUCUCUCAGGUACAGCACCCACAGAGACUGCUCUCUCAGGUACCGCACCGGCUGAGGCCUGUCACACCUUCACCCUUGACUCAGGUGCUUCCCGUUGCUUCUUCCGUGACAGUACUGAGCUCACACCGCUUCCUGCACCGGUCCCAGUCUCCUUGGCUGACCCCUCUGGGGGCCCAGUCCUUGCCCAGUCCACCACUGUCCUCCCUUGUCCGGCGGUUCCGUCUGGCUCGUUGUCGGGUUUCCACCUCCCCUCGUUCUCGACGAACCUGGUGAGCAACGCUGUCCUCCAGGAUCAGUGGGUUGACACCUUUACCCCUGGAGGACAGCGUGUGGCGAUCUGCACGUGCUCCAGGACCGGCCGUCACCUGGCUACGUUCACCCGUCGACCGGGGUCGAGUCUCUACACACUGACCACUGCGUCUCCUCAGGUCGCUGCUGUUGGUCAGGUGUCCGCGUCAGGUCUGGUGGCCCACGCCUGUGAGUGUCGUUCCCUGUCGCACCAGACUCUUCUCUGGCACCACCGCCUGGGUCACCCCUCCUUGCCACGCCUCCGUGGCAUGCACCGUCGCCGCCUUGUGUCUGGUCUUCCCAGGUCCCUCCCUCCCCUCCCUGCCUCGCCUGCGCCGCCUUGCCUUCCUUGCGUCGAGGGGCGGCAGCGCGCCGCUCCUCACUCCUCCUCGUUCCCCCCGACAGAGGCUCCUCUGCAGACCCUCCACCUGGACGUGUGGGGCCCAGCCCGCGUUCGUGGCCAGGGCGGUGAGCGGUACUUUUUGCUGGUUGUUGACGACUACUCGCGUUACACCACGGUCUUCCCCUUGCGCACCAAGGGUGAGGUCCCUGCUGUUCUGAUCCCUUGGAUCCGCACAGUUCGUCUCCAGCUCCGCCGCCGUUUCCGGACGGAUCUUCCUGUCCUGCGUCUGCACUCUGACAGAGGUGGUGAGUUUUCCUCCGAUCUCUUGAGGACCUUCUGUCAGGCGGAGGGCAUCGAGCAGACCUUCACGCUUCCGGACUCCCCACAGCAGAAUGGGGUUGCUGAGCGCCGCAUUGGCCUGGUCAUGGAGGUCGCUCGUACCUCCUUGGUUCACGCGGCGGCUCCCCAUUUUCUGUGGCCGUUUGCUGUCCGGUACGCCGCGCAUCAGCUCAACCUCUGGCCCCGUGUCUCCUUGCCGGAGACCUCGCCCACACUGCGUUGGACGGGGGAGGUUGGCGAUGCGUCGCGCUUCCGGGUGUGGGGUGCUCGUGCCCUUGUCCGCGAUACGUCCGCGGACAAGCUCUCCUCCCGCACACUUCCCUGUGUCUUCCUUGGCUUUGUCCCUGACGCGCCGGGCUGGCAGUUUUACCACCCCACCUCGCGCCGGGUCUUCGCCUCUCAGGACGUCACCUUUGACGAGUCGGUCCCUUUUUACCGUCUCUUCCCCUACCGCACUGCCCCCCUCCCUCCCCCGCCGCUUUUCCUUGCUCCUGGUCCCCCUCCGGUAGACCCCCUUCCCCCUCAGGGUCCUGCUCCUUCAGGUGUUUCUCAGGUAGACCCUCCUCCCGUCGCUGAGCCUGUCGAGGUCACAGGUGACUCAGGUGCUGCUGCAGGUGGUGCUGCUGGGAGUGCUGAGCCUGGGGGUGCUGAGCCUGCGGGUGCUGGGCCUGGGAGUGCUGGGACUGCGGGUGCUGGAGCUGAGGGUACUGUGCCUGAGAGUUCGGCGCCUGGGGGUGCUGAGCCUGGGGGUGCUGCGACUGGGGGUGCUGAGCCUGCGUGUGCGGAGUCUGGGGGUGCUGAGUCUGGGGGUGCUGCGCCUGCGGGUACUGAGCCUGGGGGUGCUGCUACUGAGCCUACGGAGCCUGGGGUUGCUGCGUCUGGGGGUGCUCCGGUUCGGGGUGCUGAGCAGUCUCUCACACCGCAGCAGCUUCGUGACUGGUACGUCCGGCGCUUUCGCCGUCCUAGUGGCUCGGCUGGAGUUGGGGGUGCUGGAGCUGCUCGUCCUGGGGGUGCUCGUACUGGGGGUACUGGAGCUGCCGGGACUGGUUGUUCUGGGAGCACUACGACUGGAGCUGCUGGAGCUGGGGACUCUGGAGCUGGCGGUACUAGCGGAGUUGGAGCUGCCGACUCUGGGGGUGCUCUUCCUAGCGGUGCUGCGGACCCUGGGGGUGGCGCUGCUGCUGGUGCUGCGGACCCACCUGGUGGAGCUGCUGCUGGAGCUGAGGACCCGAGCGGUGGCGCUGCUGCUGGUGCUGGGGACCCGGACGUUGGAGCUCCUGCUGGUACUGAGGACCCGGCCGCUGGAGUCUCUUCUGCUUCUGGAGACGCUGCGCGGCCGCGGCCGUACUUCGUACCGCUCCUUCAGCAGGUUCUUGGGCAGGCUCCUCCUCCUUGUCCUCCUCCCUCCGUAGGGUGUCCCCCGCCUGUCCAGCCGCAGUCACAGUUACCGCCUACCUCGCCUCUCCCUGCUCCCUCUCCUUACACUGGUCCCACAGGAGGUCUUACCGAGCGUCGUGAGCCUGAGUCCCGUCCUGCGUCGCCUGUUCGUACUGCUCGUACUGGUCGUCGUGUCCGUCGUGAGCGUCCUCCUCCUGUCCCAGGCACUCACUACAUGACUCUGCGUCCAUCUACUGCUCCUCAGCGUGUCCCUCUACCGUCUCCUCCUGCGUCCUCUUUGCCUGCCGUUCCGGACCCUGAGUCUGACCGGUAUCGUGCUGAGCACCCUACUGUCACGCGUCUCCUAGCUACUGUUGUCACUGACCCUACCUUUGAGUCCUCGGCUGCGUCUGCUCUGGUCGCUGAGUUGGUUGACUUUGCUGCUGCCUGUUGUCUAGACUACGCUGCUCGCCUUGUUGCUGAGUCUGAGUCUGCGUCUGUCUGUCCUCCGUCCGUCGGGGGUGAGUGUGCUCUUGGCACGGACGUCCUUGAGGACAGGCAGGAGGACUUUGACUCUCUCGCGGCUGCUGUACCUCAUCUCGUGGCCUCGUUGCUUGCCCCUGAGGGAGACCCAGAUGCACUAGACAUCCCUACUCCGCGCACUUACGCAGAGGCGAUCUCGGGUCCCUACUCCUCUCAGUGGCAGACAGCCAUGGACGCAGAGAUGGCAUCCUGGAAGUCCACAGGCACCUACGUCGACGAGGUUCCCCCUCCUGGGGCGAACAUCGUCGAUGGCAUGUGGAUUUUCAGGGUGAAGCGGCCGCCAGGUUCUCCGCCUGUCUUCAAGGCUCGUUACGUUGCUAGAGGCUUCAGUCAGCGUCAGGGGGUCGACUUCUUCCAGACCUUCUCCCCCACCCCGAAGAUGACCACUCUUCGGGUUCUGUUGCACGUUGCUGCUCAGCGUGACUACGAGCUUCACUCUCUUGACUUCAGCACAGCGUUCCUGCAGGGCAGCCUGCACGAGGAGAUCUGGCUGCGCCGUCCACCUGGCUUUACUGGGUCGACUACACUUGCGGCUCUUGGGUUCGCGCCGUCUACUGCCGACCCGUCGCUGUUUCUGCGCACAGACACGUCGCUGCCGCCGUUCUACAUUCUCGUGUACGUCGACGACUUGGUCUUUGCUACUGCUGACACUAAGGCACUCGCUCGUGUGAAGUCGGAGCUGCAGAAGAGACACACCUGCACUGACCUGGGUGAACUGCGUAGCUACCUUGGCUUGCAGAUCACCCGGGACAGAGCUCGCCGCACCAUCACCCUGAGUCAGUCACACAUGGUGCAGCAGGUCCUUCAGCGCUUCGGCUUCCAGUUCUCCUCACCACAGGCCACACCUCUGGCUACCAGCCACUCGCUCUCAGCUCCACCUCCGGACGAGUCCGUAGAGCCGAGUGGCCCGUACCCAGAGCUUGUAGGCUGCCUCAUGUACCUGAUGACUUGCACGCGACCUGACCUCGCGUACCCACUUAGCAUCCUUGCUCGCUACGUUGCGCCUGGGAGACACAGGCGAGAGCACUGGGAGGCUGCUAAGAGGGUGCUGCGUUACUUGUGCAGUACAUCAGGCAUGGGGUUGGUGCUUGGAGGACACGACAGAGUUGUCCUCACUGGUCACUCGGACGCUUCUUGGGUGGACGACCUGGCUACGCAGCGGUUGUCACAGGGUUACACCUUCAGCCUUGGCUCUGGUUCUGUCUCGUGGCGGUCCACCCGCUCUUCUUCUGUUCUUGGCUCUAGUUGUGAGGCUGAGAUCUACGCCACAGCCAUGGCUGCACAGGAGUUACGCUGGCUCACCUAUCUGCUGACUGACUUGGGAGAGCGGCCUAGUUCUCCUCCAGUUCUGUACGGUGACAACAAGGCGGCUCUUGCCUUGUGUCAGGAGCACAGACUGGAGCACAGGACGAAGCACAUUGCUCUUCGCUACUUUCUUGCUCGAGAGCUUCAGCAGCGCGGUCAGCUUCGGCUUGUGUACGUGGACUCGAAGGCCAACACUGCUGAUAUCUUCACCAAGGCACUCCCGCCUAGUGAUCAUCAGCGACACUGUACUUCUUUAGGCCUUGUGUCCACAUUCCCUCAUUUGCUUACUGCUUGA
Molecule: messenger RNA, 5628 nt
Organism: Closterium sp. Yama58-4
Lineage: Eukaryota; Viridiplantae; Streptophyta; Zygnematophyceae; Desmidiales; Closteriaceae
Source: the annotation of a GenBank genome assembly